Periophthalmus magnuspinnatus is the source of this 4160-nucleotide messenger RNA. It is a transcript of the gene trim3b, whose product is annotated as tripartite motif containing 3b. Lineage: Eukaryota; Metazoa; Chordata; Actinopteri; Gobiiformes; Gobiidae. Bases 237 to 2537 code for a protein of 766 amino acids. The transcript has 17 exons. Gene Ontology annotation, biological process: protein polyubiquitination; proteasome-mediated ubiquitin-dependent protein catabolic process; negative regulation of translation. Gene Ontology annotation, molecular function: translation repressor activity; ubiquitin protein ligase activity; protein binding. The record is from RefSeq and is a predicted model, not a curated record.
CCAGGCUCCUAUUCCCACCCUUUACUGUUGUCAUUGCAGUUUUCCCUAAGUCUGUUUUUGUGUUUCAUGUUGGACAAGGGAAAAAGACCAUAGAAGAGGAAGAGUGGUCAGUGAGGGAGGGAGGCGGGCACGUGUAGAUCAGGGCGUGUGCUGGCUUACUUACUUUGCUUGGAUUUGUUAUGGAGUGUUCUUGACUUCAGCUGACAGUUUUCAGCUGUGGUGGUGCAGAGAUUUGAAUGUCCACGACUAUGGCCAAGAGGGAGGCGGGGAGCACCAGUCCAGUAGUGCGGCAGAUCGACAAACAGUUCUUGGUCUGCAGCAUCUGUCUGGACCACUACAGAAACCCCAAAGUCCUGCCCUGUCUGCACACCUUCUGCGAGAGUUGCCUCCAGAACUACAUUCCCCCUGAGUCCCUGACACUUUCCUGUCCAGUUUGUCGUCAGACGUCCAUUCUGCCAGAGAAAGGCGUUGGAGCGCUGCAGAACAAUUUCUUCAUCACUAAUCUCAUGGAGGUUUUACAGCGGGAGCCCGAAUGCUCCAGACCAGAGGCUUGCAGUGUGUUAGAGUCUGUAAGUGCCGCUGUGGCCGGAAAACCUCUCUGCUGCCCCAACCAUGACGGAAAGGUGAUGGAGUUUUACUGCGAGUCCUGUGAGACGGCCAUGUGUCUGGAGUGUACAGAGGGGGAGCACAGAGAACAUGUGACCGUUCCACUGCGAGACGUCGUGGAGCAGCACAAAGCAGCUCUAAAGACACAACUGGACGCCAUCCACAGCAGGCUUCCUCAGCUGACUGCGGCCAUAGACCUGGUGUCUGAGAUUUCGCGGCAGCUCAAUGAGAGGAAGAGUGAGGCUGUGACAGAGAUCUCCAACACCUUUGAGGAACUGGAGAGGGCGCUGCAUCAACGCAAGAGUGCCCUCAUUACUGACCUGGAGAACAUCUGCAGUGCCAAGCAGAAGGUUUUGCAGGCCCAGCUGUCGGCUCUGUUACAAGGGAAGGAGCACAUCCAAAGCAGCUGCAGUUUCACUGAGCAGGCCCUCAGCCAUGGCAGCGCUACUGAGGUGUUAUUAGUGCAGAAACAGAUGAGUGAGAGAGUGGUAGCUUUGGCACGGCACGACUUUCCUGAGAGACCUCACCAAAAUGCACAUCUGGACUGCCAGGUGGAGACAGAGGGUUUGAGGAGGUCCAUUCAGAACCUGGGGGUCCUGAUCACCACAGCCGCUGUCGCACACACGUCUGUGGCUACAGGAGAGGGGCUCCGGCAUGCAGCCACUGGACAACAUCAGACCAUCACUGUGACCACUAAAGACAAAGACGGGGAAUUGGUGCGGACAGGAAAUGCUGUUUUAAAAGCAGAGAUCAGCUCUGCAGACGGGACCCGAGCAUCCGAGGCCGAGAUCACCGACAAUAAGAACGGCACGUACGAGGUUGGCUACACGCUGAAACACGAGGGCGAAUACGUCUUCUCCCUGUCACUGUACGGACAGCCCAUUCGGGGCAGUCCCUUCAGGCUACGGGCCGUCAAACCCUCCGACGUGCCGCAGUCUCCGGACGAUGUGAAGAGGAGGGUGAAGUCUCCGAGCGGGACAAGCGGGCACAUACGACAGAAGGCAGUGAGGAGGCCAUCCAGUAUGUACAGCACCACCAAGAAGAAGGAGAACCCCAUAGAGGACGAGCUGAUCUACAGAGUGGGUUCCCGGGGCAGAGAAAAAGGCGAGUUCACCAAUUUACAGGGAAUUUCUGCCUCCAGUAACGGACGAGUGGUGGUUGCCGAUAGCAACAACCAAUGUAUUCAGAUAUUCUCCAAUGACGGACAGUUUAAAAUGCGUUUCGGGGUCAGAGGGCGUUCCCCAGGCCAGCUGCAGAGACCCACGGGUGUGACGGUGGAUUCAAACGGGGAUAUUGUGGUAGCAGAUUAUGACAAUCGGUGGGUUAGCAUCUUCUCCUCUGAUGGAAAGUUUAAGAAUAAAAUUGGAGCAGGGAGACUGAUGGGACCGAAGGGUGUGGCUGUGGACAAGAACGGACACAUCAUCACUGUGGACAACAAGGCGUGCUGCGUCUUCAUCUUUCAGUCCAACGGGAAACUGGUCACCAAGUUUGGAGGCAGAGGGACAUCUGACAGACAGUUUGCAGAAAAACUUGCUCCAAACAUUAAUAAAACUGGCUCAAAUUUCAGUCCACACUUUGUUGCUGUGAACAACAAGAAUGAGAUUGUUGUGACAGAUUUUCACAACCAUUCUGUAAAGGUGUACAAUGCGGAUGGGGAGUUCCUAUUUAAGUUUGGUUCUCAUGGUGAAGGUAAUGGACAGUUCAACGCUCCCACCGGAGUCGCUGUCGAUGCUAAUGGGAAUAUUAUUGUAGCCGACUGGGGCAACAGCAGAAUACAGGUGUUUGACAGUACGGGCUCGUUCCUGUCUUAUAUCAACACUUCAGCGGACCCUCUAUACGGACCCCAGGGGCUGGCUCUCACCUCGGACGGACACGUGGCUGUGGCUGACUCCGGGAACCACUGCUUCAAAGUUUACCGAUACCUGCAGUAGAGACACAAGGACAAACAGCUAACACUGGAGAGGUUUAAAAACACAGACAGCUCGAGGAAAAUAAAAGACCACUGCAGUUUCUCUUCAAAUCAUCUUGUUUCUGUUAUUCCACCAAAUAUAAAUUAUAAUCUUAAUUUGUUCAGGUUCAAAGGUUAAUUUAUUUUAUGUGUACAUUCUAAGAUUUCUCGCCACAAAAAUAAACAGUGAGAAUUCCAGUCAUUGCGCAGUGUUCACUUUGUUUUCCAGAGCUGUAUGUGCAACUGCAAAGUAUGGUUCAAAAUAUGGUCACAUAUUUAUUACAAUAACUCAGCUCUUACUUAAAAAUUUAUCUAGAAAACAAGAAAAAACAAACAGCGUAUGGAAAAUUUGCUUUAUAUUUAAAAUCCUGUUACCCCAAAUAGGCAUAUCUUGAAUAAAAUGGCCGCACUGAGAUAGCAAGAGUCGCAUGUCAGUGAGCUCAAAGUAUCCGCCCAAUGUCACUGCCUUACAACACAACACAUGCAGAUUAGUGUGUGUACCAUAGAUUUGAACAUUUAUUUUGUUAUUUUUUGCAUCUUGUCAUUGCACAUAAACGUUUAAUUUUGAAAUGUGCUGACCUGUAUUUAUGCAUGUUGUUUUGGUUAUAUCCAAAGAUAAGCAUCAAAAGCACAAUUACUGACACCAUUAUACUGUAUAUUAUUCAAAAAGGUUACUACAUCUUUGAGCAUCAUCCACUUUUCAUCCGUUUUUCUUCCGAUAACCAUAUUUUUUCUUACUCCAGUAGUUCUUGCACUUUGUAUUCAUUUGACAUAGUUGUACAUAUGCAUAUUCUGGCUGUAUAUAAUGAAUUAAUGUUACUCUAAUUCAGCAUUUCGACUAAAGGAGUGGAGUGUGUGCAGAAGGUCAUGCCACGUAGCCAAGUGAGUCGCUAGAACAAUGUUGUGUAUAUUAUCUGUUGUAUUUUAUUUUUAAAAUUAUUUAUUUAUGAUCUCUUUUCUACAUAAGUUGUUCUGCAAAUUAUUUUUUCUAAUUUGUGUGUUUGAGCUACUUCCUCUUUGCCAAAACAUUGUUUGUACAUGCAUCAUCUUGUAGCAUUAUUUUCACUGAGCCCACACCCUCUAACAAUAGUUUCUUUUGCCAAAUUGUACUGUUGUAAGUUGUUGUUAACAUUGCACAAAAUACUAUAAGAAGUAUAUAGUUUGCCAAGAGUAAUAUAUGCCUAUGUAUAGUUAUCAUUUAUGAGACAGUGUAUUCUAAUCUACAAUCGUCAUCUUGUUGUAGCGACAAGCACAUUUACAUAGUUUUUGGUAUUUGUAUUUGUGGCUCAUAACACCAGCUUUAGGGACAGGGUAUAUUCAUAUACUUAUCACUAACUGUGUUUCUAAUAACCCAUCUGUUCAAAUGCCUUUUAAUAUUGUCAGAAGUCUUGUUUACAGCUCACAUUGUGUUGUAAUCAUCUUUCUCACCUGAUUCUGUCUUUUCCAUACCUUUAAUCUCAAAGAAAGCACAUGUAAAAGAUACCAGCCAUGAAACUGUUGUGAAGCCUACAGUGUGUAAUUCAAAAGGCGAGUCAUACAAAUACUAUCCUACACCUAUGUAACCAUGACAACAGUAUGAUUGUAAAUAAAGAAUGACACAGGAUGA